This is a messenger RNA of Acanthosepion pharaonis, 603 nucleotides long. The record is from the annotation of a GenBank genome assembly. NCBI's taxonomy places the organism in Eukaryota, Metazoa, Mollusca, Cephalopoda, Sepiida, Sepiidae.
AUGAAAAUUUGUCAUAAAAACAAAAAAGUUCAAACCUUUCUUCACCAAUAUAGACAGCUUUUUAUUCUCUCUCUCUCUCUCUCUCUCUCUCUCUCUCUCUCUCUCUCUCUCUCUCAGCUCUCAUUGAAUUUCUUUCCACCCCUCUCUCUCUCCUCUCUCUCUCUCUCUCUCUCACUUUCCACCCCUCUCUCUCUCUCACUUUCCACCCUCCCCUCUCUCUCUCUCACUUUCCACCCCUCUCUCUCUCUCACUUUCCACCCCCUCUCUCUCUCACUUUCCUCUCUCCUACCCCCUCUCUCUCUCUCACUUUCCACCCCUCUCCCUCUCUCUCUACCUCUCUUGCUCUACCUCUCUCUCUACCUCUCUUGCGCUACCUCUCUUUUUUCCAUCUCUCUCUCAUUUUUUUCUCUCUCCAUCUGCCUCUCCCUCCCUCGCUCUCUCUCUCUCUCUCUCUCUCUCUCGUAUUUCAGCGCCUUCCUCUUUUUCUUUCUUCUCUCUUCGAUUCAUUCUCUCCUCAUCCUCUCUUUUUCUCUUAUCCUCUCAUCUUUUCUUCACCCUCUCUUUACUUUGUACUUUCUUUUCUCUCCUUUUCUUCCUUAUUAG